AAGGUCCUGCGAGGAAAACCCUAACGAUCAUUGAAGCAGUCGAAAUAACACGUUCCUCAAGGCUGCACCGCUUCGGCUUUGCGUCGAAAAUUUACCUUAGUUUGAUUUUAGACACAGUGACACUAGGAACUAAAAAUGGUGGUCAGAGCUGGACCCAGUCACCCCCUCUUCAAGACCAGACCGAACCAGGUGCAGGAGAUUCGGAAGAUGUUUGGAUUUAACGAUGAAAAAAGUCUCAACGAUGCCAUCGAUGUGCUGCAAGCGUGGGCGCGGCAGCAGAACCAUUUUGUCGUGAAAGAGUUUCCCCGCGACUACCUAGAGGCGUAUGUGAUCACUUCGAAGGGAUCACUGGAGAAAGCUAAGAAACGCCUCGACAAGCGGUGUACUCUGCGCCGGCUGAUGCCCGAACUCUUCGACAAUAUCAACGUGAAAACCGAUUUCCAGACCCUCUUCAAGACUUUAAAACAUGCAAUCAUGCCGAUGCCCACGAAGGAUUACUAUCGAGUGCUUAUCGAUGUCUUUGCUGGAAAUAUUGAAACUUAUAAUUUAAUCGACUAUGUCCGGUAUACUAUAGUGAAUGCUGAAUAUUACAUGGUGAACGAGUACGUGACAGGAUUCGAGAUCAUCGUGGACAUGCAACAGUUCUCCCUCACAGAUAUUAUUGCCAAAAUGAACCCUUUAAUAUUGCAAAAACUCAUGACUGCAAUGAUUGAAGGCUACGGAGCUCGUAUAAAGGCUAUCCACGUGCUCUACGACUCCAAGUUCGUGGACGCGGUGGUGGGGCUGCUGAAGCAGGGCAUGAGUGAGAAGGUCGGCAACCGGAUCCAGGUGCACUCCAGCCCCGACUCCUUGCACAAGUUCAUUACCCCCGAGUGUCUGCCGUCGGACUACGGCGGCAGCGGCGAGUCCAUACAGGAGCUUCAUGACAGAGUCUUCAAGGAGCUCUCGUCAGAGAAACACAUUCAGCACCUCAAAGUGACGGACACUUACUGCACUGACGAGUCCAUGAGGAUAAGCGCCAAGUUCAACGAGGAUUACAUGGGCAUGCCGGGCAGCUUCCGGACUCUCACUGUAGACUAAUUACCUAUAUGUUAAUAAUUAAUUGACAAUUUAAUAAGUUAAGCCACGGUUUCACCAUACUCUGUUAGAUCAUAACAAGGGAUUAGUUGUUGGUUGACACAUCUGUCAAGAAUUGAAUAUAGAGAUGACGUAUAAUUGAUGAUAUUAUUAUAAUGUAACAGGGGUGUUAUUGAUAUAACAGACUAUGGUGAAACUAGGCAUAAAUAAUCGAUAUCUGUGACUAGUAUGUAUUAGCGGUAGUGGUUGGAUUUCUAUAACUAGUCUUAAUAAAGGAACAAUAUCUAAAAAUGUUGCUUGCAAAAUAAAUUGGAGUAGAAAAACGUCUUGACAGUUCUCUGUGUAGAGGUGUAUAGCGAGAUAGCAAAAGUCCUUCAGUCAUUUUGAUAUUUUAUAAAGACGAGAAUAGACUUUUAUGAAGCAUUUAUGAAGCACUCGAAGAGAAAGAGAUUCCAUGAAGUUACCUAGGUAUUUAAUUUUAUUAUUAAACUCACGGGCAAUGAAAAGGUUCCACUGAGAAAAACACCAAAUUACUCUUUAACGGAAAAGGCUAGCUUAAUGAUGCCUUCUGCAACAUUAAAGUACAUUUAACAGUGCAUCAGGAUAUUACCAACAAACUACGGUAUAAUUUUGUACAAAUUUUAAAUUAAAUGUUUGAAAAAAUUGGGGUCGUUUGAUGUCGGCAUUUCGUGGGUGGAACUAUUUCAUUGCGCGUGAGUGUAAUUGGAAAUGUACCACCAUAUUUUCUGUUUGUCCCAUAUCAGUUCAACUCAUUUAUUUUUUAUUUUUUUUUACAUUCAAAAAUGAUUGGUUGACAGGAAAAAACUUAAGUUCCAAUGUAUAGGUACGAGUAUUUUGAUAUAAUUGCUAUUAGGUACUUAAAUUAAUAAACUGUAUUUUUUGUACCAUUAAUGUAUGUGUGUGAUGAUAAAGUAGUUGUGUAUUUUAAUUACUCUUUUGUAAAUAUAUAAUUUACAUUAUUUGGGA
Molecule: messenger RNA, 2064 nt
Organism: Plutella xylostella (diamondback moth)
Lineage: Eukaryota; Metazoa; Arthropoda; Insecta; Lepidoptera; Plutellidae
Product: clavesin-1
Cellular component (GO): membrane
Molecular function (GO): phosphatidylinositol bisphosphate binding
Source: RefSeq, a predicted model, not a curated record